AUGGGAUUCUCCAUGUCUGUGAAGAGAUUUAUCAGGAGGAGAAGAUACAAAAGGCUUGAAAGUUUCAAUGGAGGAAGAAAGAGUUUGAGAAUAGUCAGGCUGGGUGAGCAUAAAGGCAGGCUUGUUUUAAAGUUCAAAUCUGUGCCAAAGUUGAAGCUGAGAUUUACUAAGCAUGCAAAAUCCUUGCUUUCAAGACUGAGAGAUUCAUAUAUGAAUAUGAUGGUCAAUCUUUCCCAGUACAGAAUUUGGCAGCCCAGCGCCAAGAUGGGUGUUGAAGAUAUUCAGGAUAAGGUUAUUGUUGAGAUGUUCAAGUCACUGGGAAUACAAGUGCAGGUCUUGCCAGACCAGGAUCUUGCCAAAGUGAGGAGUCAGUUAAAUCUCAGAACAGUUAUGGUUUGA
This is a messenger RNA of Cryptomeria japonica (Japanese cedar), 399 nucleotides long. RefSeq lists its product as uncharacterized. The transcript has a single exon. Lineage: Eukaryota; Viridiplantae; Streptophyta; Pinopsida; Cupressales; Cupressaceae. The record is from RefSeq and is a predicted model, not a curated record. The coding region runs from base 1 to 399 and encodes 132 amino acids.